CAGAUGACCCUAUUCACACAUCGAGAAGGCGAACGCCGAAUGUUAUUAUUAAUUGGGUUGUAUUUACUUCAUGGUUCCAAUUGACGGGGGUCGAUUUACUGGGUUUUUGCUACCUUAGUGAGGCGGUGCUAGGUAUAGCUGCGCCUAUAAUGGUCGCAAUUAGGAGAUAGAUAAAAAGGUCGUAGGAGAAAAUCCCCAUUAAUAGGCGUCGCGGGGAAAAGAAUCAAUAAAUUAAUGCAAUGUCGACGUCUCGAAGAGCCCAUCAUAAAAGUCGCACGGGGUGCACAACCUGCAAAUCUAAAAAGGUGAAAUGCGACGAGGCGCAACCAUGUUCGUAUUGCGUCAAAAGGAAUCUUGCGUGCAGCUUGGCACCGCCGUCUCCCGAAGCCAAGGACGACUCGAGAACACCAGAAGUGAUCAUACCCCGGCCUCAUGAGGCGCCAUCCUUUACAUUUAGCGAUUUCGGAUUGUACCGCCAUUUCACCCAAUCCACAGCACUCGCGCAGGCGGAUGAUACCUCGUCGAUAACGGUGUGGCGAGAGGUCGUUGCCGACCUUGCGACACAGUAUCCGUAUCUCUUGCAUGAGGUGCUCGCAGUCGCAGCGUUGCAUCUGCGGUCUUCCAUUCCGGAAAAGACAGACAUUCUUGAACGGACGGCUGCGGAGCACCAAGCUAGGGCCAUUCCGCUUUUUCGAGAAGCUAUAGCUUCUAUGUCACCGGAGACGGCCCUCCCGCUAUUUGCUUGCUCGUGUUUAUUCAUACCCUACCAUUUCGCUGCUGCAAAGGACGCGACAUCGUUACUUUUCAACGAAGAUACCGGUUCUCUAGCAGAAUGGCUCAUUCUCAUUCAGGGAUGUGCGGCGAUUACGGUAGAACAUAAUAUCACCCUAAUGCGAUCGUCUCUGCGGGCGCUUCUUGGAGACCUGUACACACCUAAAGUAGAGGAUUUGAGUGGCGGUCCUACCGACGCAAGACUCCUCGAUCUCGCAUCUAAGCUACCUAUAGCACCUGAACAGCGCGAAGCGUACGGGCUCGUGAUGGUAAAAUUACGAGUGUGCUUCUAUGUGUCGGACAAAGCCAAUACAGCAUUAGAUCGGAAGAACGCUGCUCUCAGGUUCCCGCCCCUCGUGGGCCAACAAUUCAGAGCAGACUUCGCUGAAAAGCACCCUGCUGCUCUUAUCAUAUGGGCAUUCUGGUGUGUAUUACUGCAACGGGUGGAGGAGAGAUGGUGGCUUAAAGACAGAGUCAGACCAUUGCUGCUUAAAAUUGAAGAACUCGUACCCUUAGAAUAUAGGUUUUUGAUGGCAUGGCCAAUGGAAGAAGCAGGGGUAUACCAAAGGGAUCAUAAUUCGGAAAUGGUGUUAGAUGGUUGAAUAUUUUAAGAAAAAGGUGUCACAAGUUUAAAGGUAGAAGAUUAAAUAAGUGAGAGAGGUGUACCUUGUACAGUGCAUUAGUCUGCUUUUUGAACUGUGACUUUAGUGCAAACCUAGUAAUUAUAAGGCUGGUUUUAAGUGACCCACACAGUUACUUAACAUCCCUGGAU
This is a messenger RNA of Hypoxylon trugodes, 1543 nucleotides long. RefSeq lists its product as uncharacterized. Gene Ontology annotation, molecular function: zinc ion binding; DNA-binding transcription activator activity, RNA polymerase II-specific. The transcript has a single exon. The coding region runs from base 240 to 1373 and encodes 377 amino acids. Gene Ontology annotation, biological process: regulation of transcription by RNA polymerase II. The record is from RefSeq and is a predicted model, not a curated record. NCBI's taxonomy places the organism in Eukaryota, Fungi, Ascomycota, Sordariomycetes, Xylariales, Hypoxylaceae.